Molecule: messenger RNA, 1299 nt
Organism: Brassica napus (rape)
Lineage: Eukaryota; Viridiplantae; Streptophyta; Magnoliopsida; Brassicales; Brassicaceae
Product: probable ribose-5-phosphate isomerase 2
Exons: 1
Coding region: 322-1125 (267 amino acids)
Biological process (GO): pentose-phosphate shunt, non-oxidative branch
Molecular function (GO): ribose-5-phosphate isomerase activity
Source: RefSeq, a predicted model, not a curated record
UGAAGUGUGUGUCUUUAUUCGUUUGUUCUCCCACAAACCCUAUCUCGAGUCUCCACUUUCUUUUCUCCGCCACCACACAAACAUAUUCUUUUUUCUUCUUCUUCUUCCUUUUCUUCUUCGUAAUUUCAUAAUAGCUAUUCUUCACCUCUCUAUAUAUACAAAACAAACAUUUCAUUCAACCCUUAUCUAAUCAUUACCAUCCAUUUCUCGAAAGACAUCCCCUUUCUUCCCAUUCCAUCCAAUUCUGCUCCUGGGCUCUCCGCGACGUCUCUCAUUCCCUUCCAUUGAGUUUCGAAUUUUCUGAAAUUUCGGCGGUUUCCAAUGGCGCUCGCGUACGAUCCUCUCUUCAUCACAUCCGACAAAUCUGCCAUGGACGUACCCUCUACGCCGCCGCCGAUGAUGCUAACCCAAGACGAGCUCAAACGCAUCGCCGCCCACAAAGCCGUCGACUUCGUCGAAUCCGGCAUGGUCCUCGGCCUCGGAACCGGCUCCACCGCCAAACACGCCGUCGCCCGCAUCGGCGAGCUUCUCCGGCAAGGCAAACUCGAGAACAUCGUCGGGAUACCGACGUCGAAGAAGACUCAGGAGCAGGCUCUCUCCCUCGGGAUCCCUCUCUCCGACCUCGACGCGCAUCCCGUCAUCGACCUCUCCAUAGACGGCGCCGACGAGGUGGACCCUCAUCUCAACCUCGUGAAAGGUCGGGGAGGGUCUCUCCUCCGUGAGAAGAUGAUCGAAGGAGCUUCCAAGAAGUUCGUGGUGAUCGUCGACGAGUCGAAGAUGGUGAAGCAUAUAGGCGGAAGCAAGCUGGCUCUUCCGGUGGAGAUUGUGCCGUUCUGCUGUAAAUUCACGGCGGAAAAGCUCCGGGAGCUGAUGGACGGGUACGGCUGCGAAGCGAAGCUGCGGCUGGGAGGGGAGAAAGGGAAGGCUUUUGUGACGGACAAUGGGAAUUACAUUGUGGAUAUGUAUUUGGAGAAGGAUAUGGGAGAUUUGGGGGCGGUGAGCGAUGCGAUUCUGAGGCUGCCUGGUGUCGUGGAGCAUGGGAUGUUUCUUGAUAUGGCUUCUACUGUUAUCGUUGCUGGUGAGCUUGGUGUCAAGAUCAAGAACAAACACAGCUCUUGUUGUUGAAACUGAUCUAGGAGAUAGAUAGGCUUUGGAAUGAUUGUUAUAUGAUGACUUCUUUUCACGGAGUUUUGGAUUCUUGAUCAUCGAACGGCAUUUUUGCUUCAUUCGCCAUUUGAAUGUCUUUCUAUGUAAUGGGCUUAUACAUUAUUACAUGUGUUGGGCUUUGCUUCUGUUGAA